AUGAGAUCAUUUACGCCACAGAUUUCAUGGCAUAAUAGGGAUCCCAUACUAAGCGUCGACUUCCAGAACCGGGUGUUGACGCCGUCCGCAGACACCAAGGAUGGCAACGCUGUGUCCUAUCGCAUGGCCACCAGUGGUAACGAUUCCCACGUAAUCAUAUGGAAGGUGACCACCAAUGAGAGGACACAGUCAUCGACGGCGAGCACAGGCGCUGAUCAGACGCCCGCUGCGCCUAAACGGGCGCCAAAUGUGGGCAUUGAAUGUCUGGCGGAUCUGACGCGACAUCAAAGACCCGUAAAUGUGAUCCGCUUUUCGCCGAAACUCGAGGACAACCUGUUGGCCGCCGGCGACGACGACUCCUAUAUCUAUAUCUGGAAACUGAUGGACGAGUCGGCCGUCAAUAACACGGAGAAUGAGCUGAAGUCGCCGUCGGACGCGCCGGUCGUUAAUCCAAGUGUUGGUAAAAAACAGGAGUUUUGUGUCAAACAUAACGCCAACUCAGACGACGAUGAGCUCCAGAUUCUGGAGCAGCAGUCGUCCCUUAAGACAAUCGAUGGUACGCCCAAUGGCUUAGAGAACUCGCCGUUCGGUGAGGAGGAGAUGAUCUCAACGGAGGUCUGGAAACCGCAUAAAAUACUUCGCGGACACCUGCAGGACGUGUCGGACAUAAGUUGGUCACCGGAUGGUCAACGGCUAGUGUCGGCGUCGGUGGACAACACGGCGAUCGUAUGGGACGUCCAUAAGGGCCAGAAGUUGCACAAAAUCGUUGAGCACAAGGGCUUCGUUCAGGGCGUGACGUGGGAUCCGAUCGGCAAAUAUUUAGCCACACUUUCGGCCGACAGGAGUAUGAGAUUAAUUGACGCCAAAAGCGGUCGCAUUGUCUACAGAGUGCACAAAAUGCGUACCGAAGACGACAAGAGCUCCCGUCUCUUCUACGACGACACCCUUCGCUCGUUUUGCCGGCGCCUGACGUUCACACCGGGCGGGGAGUUCCUGAUCGCACCGUCCGGUAUACUCGAGUUAACCGACGAUAACACCGAUAAUAGCAACGAAGAGACAAAUAAAUACAUUAAUACGACAUAUAUUUUUGAACGCAAAUCGUUGAAUAAACCAUCAUUUUAUUUACCGUCGAAGAAGUAUACGAUAGCCGUUAGCUGUUGUCCGAAGUUAUACCAACUGCAGGACAACCUCGAGAAUCAGUUCCAGUUUCCCUAUCGAGUAGUGUUCGCUGUGGCCACACAAGACUCGGUGCUAUUUUAUGACUCUCAACAGAGCUUACCCUUCGCGCAGGUGUCGAAUAUACACUAUUUAAGGUUAACUGACAUUAAGUGGUCACCCGAUGGUCGGGUACUUAUCGUGAGCUCCACCGACGGGUUCGCCACAUUCAUCACAUUUGAAGCCAAUGAGUUAGGCGUUCCCUACGACGGGCCGGCCUUUAACUUCGAGGAAAUGGAGACCUCAUCGCCGGUGAUGACCGGUAAGAACAGCUCCAAACUCAAUGUGUCCGCCACGGAGAACAUUGUGGUAACGCCUGAAGUGGACAGGAAUGCUAAGCCCAAAGUGGCCACACCUUCCAUUACGGCCUUCUUUAAGCCGACGGAACUCCAGAGAACACCCGAAGUGGUGGUCAGACCGUUGGCUCAACAGCAGAAUCAGUCCAAUUGUCCGCCACAGCAGCCAAACGGACAGACACUGACACCAAAACACGAGUCCAAGAGUCCCAACGUAUUAGUGCCGCGAAAAAAGAUCAAAUUAACUACUGUUGAGACCAUUGAUCUCGAAUGA
This is a messenger RNA of Oppiella nova, 1785 nucleotides long. Lineage: Eukaryota; Metazoa; Arthropoda; Arachnida; Sarcoptiformes; Oppiidae. The record is from the annotation of a GenBank genome assembly.